This is a messenger RNA of Rhizophagus irregularis DAOM 181602=DAOM 197198, 963 nucleotides long. RefSeq lists its product as uncharacterized. Gene Ontology annotation, molecular function: protein serine/threonine kinase activity; ATP binding. Gene Ontology annotation, cellular component: cytoplasm. NCBI's taxonomy places the organism in Eukaryota, Fungi, Glomeromycota, Glomeromycetes, Glomerales, Glomeraceae. Gene Ontology annotation, biological process: protein phosphorylation. The record is from RefSeq and is a predicted model, not a curated record.
AUGAAUAAUGUUGGUGAUCAGCGUUAUGUACCGAAGAAAAAAGUCAGAGAUCGUUAUUCUAGACAAGAACUUGUUGGUAGAGGUGCUUAUGGCGCUGUUUAUAAAGGGAUAGAUAAUGAAAAUAACAGAGUUAUAGCAAUUAAAGUGUUAAAUUUAGACACGGAAGAAGACGAUGUUGGUGAUAUUGUUAAAGAGAUAAAUUUAUUAUCUCAACUAAAACAUAGUGAUUCUCAGAAUAUAACUAAAUAUUUUGGAAGUUUUCUUCAUGGGACAAAAUUAUGGAUUAUUAUGGAAUAUGCUGCAGGCGGAAGUAUUAGAUCAUUGUUAAAUGCUGGCAAUUUGGAAGAAAAAUAUAUAUCUUUGAUAACUAAAGAAGUUUUACAAGCAUUAAUUUAUUUACAUAAAUGUAAAAUUAUUCAUCGAGAUAUCAAAGCGGCAAAUAUAUUAUUAACUGAAGAAGGUAAAGUUCAAUUAUGCGACUUCGGUGUAGCGGGACAAUUAACAGCUUCAUCCGCAAAAAGGACUUCAUUUGUUGGCACUCCAUAUUGGAUGGCACCUGAAGUAAUAAAAGAGGGAGCAACUUAUGAUACAAAGGCGGAUAUUUGGUCCUUGGGGAUUACUGUAAUUGAAAUGGCCAAAGGAAAUCCUCCUCAUCAUAAAUUAAGUGCUAUGAAAGCUAUACAACUUAUACCUAAAACUCCUCCACCUCAAUUAGAGGAGAAAUUUUCUUCUCACAUCAGAGAAUUUGUUUCUUUAUGUUUAAAUGAUUAUUCUGAUCAGAGGCCUACUGCAGAAGAACUAAUGAAAACAAAAUUUAUAAAAGGAGCCUCAAAACACCCAAAUGGAUUAUUAAGAGAACUUAUCACAAAAUAUGAGCAAUGGAAACAGACAACUGGAUAUCGUCAUUCGUUCCAAGAUCCUCAUGGAACACCAUCGAGGUUUCAAUUGGUUUCUUUUUUUUAA